Messenger RNA from Erythranthe guttata (spotted monkey flower), 927 nucleotides. The record is from RefSeq and is a predicted model, not a curated record. Lineage: Eukaryota; Viridiplantae; Streptophyta; Magnoliopsida; Lamiales; Phrymaceae.
AUUCAUCAUCUCUCUUUCUAUAUCGAAAAUUUAUUUAAUUAUCUGCUUAAAGUGUUAAUAUCUGCAAGAAAAGAUGGGGCUACUCUCUCACAGAAAUAGAAUCAAAAGGAGCAGUCUCGAAGUAGGGGAUCACAUCUAUGCAUGGCGCAUCGCUUAUAUUUAUUCUCAUCAUGGCAUCUACAUUGGAGACGACACAGUCAUACAUUUCACAACACAUGGUGUGAUCUCCUCAAGUGUGGAUGAAUUCCUAAGCUUCUGGGAAGUGGGCCGCUCCAAACUGCGCCGCUACAAAUACUCCUCGAAAUGCUCCUCCGUCGUUUUAAAACCAAGAGGCACUUGUACCACCGCCGCCUCAGACGACGGCGCCACGGUGGUCCACCGGGCGAAGAAGCUCCUCGAGCAUGGGUUCGGGAGCUACGACUUGGGCAAGAGAAACUGCGAGAACUUUGCAGUUUACUGCAAGACGGGGCUGCGGGUUGCGAACGGUGGCAGCGGUGAGGACAUAGCAGGGCUGAGCGCACAGGUGGCGUCCUUCACCUGCAAGGCCGUCGUUGGCACCGCAGUUGGUGUGCCCCUUAUUCUCUUGGCCGCCAUUGCCGCCACUGCCGGCACCGAGGGUAUUGUGGUCAUAUCGGUGCUGGCGUCUUAUGCCGUUAUUUUCGGUGGGGUUGUGUAUUACUGUAUACGGCGAUGUGAUAAGGACAUUGGCAUGAGGGAUGAUGUGUAUGUUGCCUAUUAAUUGCUAUCUAGCUCCCCAUUGUUCCUUUUAUUUAUAUAUAUAUAUAUAUAUAUUCUGUUUGAUGUUUAUGCAUGGUUUGUAAUAUUUGUGUGCAUGUUUUCCUUAAUUUGUAAUAUGUAUUGUUUCGUAAUAUAUGUGACAUUUGUUUAAAUACAAUAAAAUAAAAAUAUAGUAUAUUUCAAGUUGCC